CUUUUCUGAAUUAGUGCGAUCCGUGCAAUACAGGAAUUUAGUUCGCCUUCCUCCCCUCUCCGUUUUCUCUUUUCCCCAUUCCUCCACUGCCCAAGACAAACAUGGAAGAAGCCUUUGAAUCUCUGACCGCGAGGAAGAUCCAUGAACUGCUAGUGCUUUGUGGGAUUGGUGGCUGUAAUGAUGAGCCUAUCAAAGAGCAUAUUCUUGCCAUUUCGAACUUUAUCCGUGAUCAAUGGCUGCGGUUAGGACGUACGGAUGCACCGCCGAGACUGACACCGCGACGAAGCCCGACCCCCGCCACAGCGGCGAAUGAAUUUUCGACAUCAGAUACACGAUGCAGACCGGACUACAUAGGACCAGAGUCUACGAAGAAGAAAAGGAGAUGCAACAAUAAAGCCAAGGGUGGGGCAGAUAAUAACGUGCAAAAGGAAAAAGAUACUGUGGCGACUCAGGAAAGCGGCACGCCUGUCCCGCGUCCCUCGAUGACUGAGGAACCGGCGGUCAUUGGCCCCUACCUCCAGCUCGAGUCGCCCCUGUCAGUCCUAUUUUCUGAAGGUCUUUAUCUCAACCAGCCAGGCGCCGCAACGGACACGCCCACGCCCAGGAUGAAAACGGUCGUGAAAAGGGUGCCGGGUAGUAUCCUGGAGAAUAUACUCAUCAAUUGCGUACGGUUGAACGAUGCACUUGGAAGGUACGGGCAACGAUCUGCACAAACUACCGUGACGACUAGCGUCAAGGCUAUCCAAAGCUUUGUCGAUGAAAUUGUGCAGCUAGACUACCCCGAUGCCAUCCAAGCGAUCAAGCAAGAAAACGCCAUUUCAGCCAGCAAAAAUGUCCAGACUCGGUACAACGAAACUGCGUAUUGGGAGAUCAUAAAGAAAGGUGCAGACCUCCUGGAUCAAAAGAGUCUGCCAACUCCUAAAGGGCCUCUCGAUGAGUUCACAGUGGCCGAGAAGGUCGCAACCGAGCGCUUCAUGAGAGAAGCGGGUUAUGGCCUCAGCCUUGCUAACCAGCGACAGUGCCGCCUUUUCUGGAGGAGGCUUUUCGAGAUGCGGCAAGCGGGUGUUGACAAGAUCCUCCUGUAUCGGACAAAGGAGUUCGAUCGCUUUUGCAAAAGUUAUCCGUCAGAUGCUGGAGCGUCCCUGGUAGAACUGGUUCGGCUCUGGGAAAAUACGUACGGUUUGCAGAUCAAACAGCUGGAAAAUCGGGUAACUCGUGAGAGUAUGGGCGACUUCACGGGAAGAUUGUGGCUGGGUCAAACCAAUCUCGCGGAGAGAUUGAAGAUUCCAGAAGCUGCGUGGAACAAUGCGAGUAACCCGUGGUUUUCCAAUGAGGAAGCAAUCACUUUCCAAUCAAGUGGGCCGCACGAGCCGUCGUUCGCAAAGUUUGGUGGGUUCCUUGACUUACAUCCAGGUGCAGAGGCGAUGAGAAACAAGUCUAUAUUUGUCACUAUACUACCUGACGAAAAUAAUUUCUUUUCUGUUUGCCCCAUCAUUUCCGUCCAGGAAGGAGAUUUUCUUGGAGUCUUUGCUGGGAAAAUUCGCUACUCGGGCCGCUGCGACGCCACAUAUGGUGUUCCAGGCCCCGAAGGUCUCUGGUUAGAUUAUUCUACAGUCACUGGGGCACUCAAUCUGAUGGGUGUAUCUCGCCCUGGAGGCGACGCGAACGUACGGCUUGAUUGGGAGCUCAUUAACGAGAGGAAAGAAGGAAAGCCGUUUUUGUUGUGGAGAGUGGCAGUUCGGGCUCUCCGAGCGAUUAAACCCUUUGAGGAGAUUGUUCGAACGGCUCCACGGAAAGAACAGUACCUUUUGCAUCAGUCAGCAGCUUGUGCAGAAAGGGGAUUCAGGAAAGUGAGAGGUAGCAGCACGCACGCAUUACCAGAUCAACAGCUUCAAACAGAUCUCGAAGCCUCACUCCAACCAGAGGUGUAA
Molecule: messenger RNA, 1931 nt
Organism: Penicillium subrubescens
Lineage: Eukaryota; Fungi; Ascomycota; Eurotiomycetes; Eurotiales; Aspergillaceae
Exons: 2
Coding region: 102-1931 (609 amino acids)
Source: RefSeq, a predicted model, not a curated record